GGUAUUUCCCAACAGAACACGGUCUCACUGUAUUUAGGUUGAAAAAAAUAAAAUAAAUAUAAAAUUAAAAGUCAAUUUAGUGCAAUUCCUGGCAAUAAACAAACGGAAUAAAACGAAAAUUAAGGAUAGAGUUAAGACUGCGCCUGGCCCCCCAUCACAGUUUGCCUGGAACUGGACACUUAAAACCGAUUAAACCAAGUGAAACAAAGGCCCGAAAGAGAUCAAAAUGUCGGAAAUGCAAAUGGACUGCGCCUUGGACCUGAUGCGUCGCCUGCCGCCUCAGCAGAUCGAGAAGAACCUCAUCGAUCUGAUUGACUUGGCGCCGGAUCUGUGCGAGGACCUGCUCUCGUCCGUGGAUCAGCCGCUGAAGAUUGCCAAAGACAAGGAGCAUGGCAAGGACUACCUGCUGUGCGACUACAACCGCGACGGUGACUCCUAUCGAUCACCCUGGUCGAACACCUACUACCCGCCGCUGGAGGAUGGCCAGAUGCCGUCGGAGCGGCUGCGCAAGCUGGAGAUCGAGGCGAACUAUGCCUUUGACCAGUACAGGGAUAUGUACUUUGAGGGCGGCGUCUCGUCGGUGUAUCUGUGGGACUUGGAUCAUGGAUUUGCUGCUGUGAUACUGAUCAAGAAGGCUGGCGAUGGCAGCAAGAUGAUUCGCGGCUGCUGGGACUCCAUACAUGUGGUGGAGGUGCAGGAGAAGACCACCGGCCGAACGGCCCACUAUAAACUCACCUCCACGGCCAUGUUGUGGCUGCAGACAAAUAAACAGGGCUCCGGGACGAUGAAUCUGGGCGGUUCGCUGACCCGCCAAACGGAGCAGGAUGCCAAUGUCAGUGAGUCGUCGCCGCAUAUUGCCAAUAUUGGCAAGAUGGUGGAGGAGAUGGAGAACAAGAUUCGCAACACGUUAAAUGAGAUCUACUUUGGCAAGACCAAGGAUAUUGUGAACGGGUUAAGGAGCACACAGUCGCUGGCCGACCAAAGGCAGCAGGCGGCCAUGAAGCAGGACCUUGCCGCGGCCAUCCUACGCCGCAAUGUCAAGCCCGAAUCGAACUGAACGAAAGUCGAGCACUGAGCGGCCAAGGCUGAAGGCGGUAGGUAGCUCUGCAGCGUCCUCGUAAUUCAAUUUUUCAAGCAUAAACCAUAAACCAUAAUAAUAAUAAUCACCAACCUGAGCGGGGUCUCCUGAAAUGGGUGUAAAUAAUAUGUGAAUUAAAUGAUGUGCUGUGUGUUAUCCUAGUUGCUAUGAUACUAGGAUAAUCCUCACACAAUUCCCUGCUAUUCACACCCUUCUUGGAAACAGGACUCCUUCUAGGUCGGUGGAAAUUAAGCAGACUAAAAAAUAUUUAAUACGCAUUUCUAGGCAAUAAAUUUGUUAAAUGAGAAAGAAAUUGUUAAACGGAGAAGAAACAUAUUAAUGUCCAGCCCCCCCACAUAAAUAUUGUUGCAAUUUAGAGGCGCCGGCGCGCUUCAUCUACAGUUCACACAGUUCACAGCCGCAAGACAGUAUCCAUAAGUAUUUGUAUCUUAUUUGUAAAAUGCCCAACAUAUUUCCACCCAAUUCGUGGCAAAUGUGUUUGUGUUUCAUUCACCUGCAGCCCCGUUCUUAAUUCUUCCGCGAAUAAAUAAUAUGUGUUUAAUAA
Drosophila kikkawai is the source of this 1643-nucleotide messenger RNA. It is a transcript of the gene cpb, whose product is annotated as F-actin-capping protein subunit beta. Gene Ontology annotation, biological process: regulation of lamellipodium assembly; barbed-end actin filament capping; negative regulation of filopodium assembly. Gene Ontology annotation, molecular function: actin filament binding. Gene Ontology annotation, cellular component: F-actin capping protein complex; cytoplasm. The record is from RefSeq and is a predicted model, not a curated record. Lineage: Eukaryota; Metazoa; Arthropoda; Insecta; Diptera; Drosophilidae.